Onychomys torridus (southern grasshopper mouse) is the source of this 1013-nucleotide messenger RNA. RefSeq names its product aldo-keto reductase family 1 member C13. The transcript has 9 exons. Gene Ontology annotation, molecular function: steroid dehydrogenase activity; ketosteroid monooxygenase activity; aldose reductase (NADPH) activity. Gene Ontology annotation, cellular component: cytosol. Gene Ontology annotation, biological process: steroid metabolic process. The coding region runs from base 42 to 1013 and encodes 323 amino acids. The record is from RefSeq and is a predicted model, not a curated record. NCBI's taxonomy places the organism in Eukaryota, Metazoa, Chordata, Mammalia, Rodentia, Cricetidae.
CAGAAGAUUCAGGACGUGUUUAGGCAGAGGAGUGGCAGGCCAUGAGUUCCAAACAGCAGUUUGUCAAACUAAAUGAUGGCCACUUCAUUCCUGCUCUGGGUUUUGGUACCUAUAAACCCCAAGAGGUUCCGAAGAGUAAGUCACUGGAAGCUACAAACCUAGCUAUAGGUGUUGGGUACCACCAUAUUGAUACUGCUUUUGCAUAUCAGAUAGAAGAGGAGGUAGGACAGGCCAUUCAAAGCAAGAUUAAAGCUGGCAUUGUAAAGAGAGAAGACAUGUUCAUCACUACAAAGCUUUGGUGCACUUGCUUUCGGCCAGAGCUGGUCCAGCCUAGUUUGGAAAAAUCACUGAAAAGACUUCAACUGGACUAUGUUGAUCUUUAUCUUAUGCAUUACCCAGUGCCAAUGAAACCAGGGGAUAAUGAUUUUCCAGUAGAUGACCAAGGGAAAGUACUGGUGGACACAGUGGAUUUCUGUGUCACAUGGGAGGCAUUGGAGAAGUGUAAGGAUGCAGGAUUGGUCAAGUCUAUUGGGGUGUCCAACUUUAACCACAGGCAGUUAGAGAGAAUCCUGAAUAAGCCAGGACUCAAGUACAAGCCUGUCUGCAAUCAGGUUGAAUGUCAUCUUUAUUUAAACCAGAGUAAGCUGUUGGAUUACUGCAAGUCAAAAGACAUUGUUCUAGUUGCUUAUGGUGCUCUGGGAACCCAACGAUAUAAAGAAUGGGUGGACCAGAACUCUCCAGUUCUCUUGAAUGAUCCAGUUCUUUGUGAUGUGGCAAAAAAGAACAAGCGAAGCCCUGCCCUGAUUGCACUUCGAUACCUGCUUCAGCGUGGGGUUGUGCCCCUGGCCCAGAGUUUCAAAGAAAAUGAGAUGAAAGAGAAUUUGCAGGUUUUUGAAUUCCAGUUGUCUCCUGAGGAUAUGAAAACCCUAGAUGGCCUGAACAAAAAUUUCCGAUAUCUUGCAGCUGACUUUCUUGCUGGCCACCCUGAAUAUCCAUAUUCUGAGGAAUAUUAA